UUGGAUUGGGGGAAGAUCGGAAAGACUAGAGUGGGGGUUUUUUGUUGAUUGGGGAAGCGUGUCGAGGGAUCUCGCGAAGCAUUUUGCUGUGGAUUGCUGGAUUUGCGCUUUGCGCUUUGUGGCGAGCUAAGGGACGCUGGUGAUCGUGUUAACCCUAAAUCUCUUCUUCUCUCCGGGCGGGGCGGGGCGAGCGGUCGAUCCAUCCAUGCGUGUGCGCCGCGGCGAUGAUCGAGAGCGUGGUUGAGGGCGCAUUGGGCGUCGCCAAAGAGUCGAUCAAGACCUUCACGCAGGAGGCCUUCAACAUCACGAUCAAGCUCAUCAAUGGAUUCUCGGCAAUGCUUCUCGCGCUCAUUCCUGGGAAGACGGCAAUGCUCGAGGGUAUACAAGGAUGGGAGCUCCAACCGACCUUUCGUGCUGCUCGUAUGCCGCGAUGGAUGGAGAAUGGAGUUUCUUCCUUCAACGAAUUUAUUCACGAGUACGCGGCUGAUACCGACAGUGAGACUGAGUCCGAGUAUGAAUCUGGGUUGGACGACGAUAGUAUGCCACCGUCGCCAUCUUCACAAACUUCGCAUUUUUCGAGGUCGAGCAGUAUGUCGAGAAGGCAGGGGAGGUCCUCUCUCUUUCGGCGUUUCUUGCGUUUGAUAGCUUGGCCUAUACUGGUAUGGAGGCAGCAGCCAAGAGAGAGCAGCAGGAGGAGAUUUAUAUCUCACAGCCGGAGUGGAAGCUCCGGGAGCUUUACGAGCUUGUAUAGCCUGGCCAGCAAACGCUUCAACAGCAUGAGAGACUUUGUGAUGCUGCACCAAAGCUCGGAUAGUCGGAGAAGAGGUGUGAUCGAGGACUUACAGCUUUUGAUGGAGCUUUCCAUCGAGAGAUUUUUUGACGUGAUGCACAACAUUCUAUUCUACUUUAUCUCACCCAUUCAGACUAUGAAAACCUUAGCUCGGAAGAUUUUUUGCCAGCAAGAAGAAGCGCCUUCUCUCGAGCAGAAGAGUGUUCUGGGCGAUGCUGAUCCAGCUCCAACGUUUCGAGAAGCGAGGCCCAAACAGAGAUUAAACACCGAUGCUAGGACUUGUAAGGAUAUCAUUACUGACCUUGGUUACCCAUAUGAAUGUCUCCGAGUAACCACUGAGGACGGAUAUGUACUUUUAUUAGAAAGAAUUCCCAGACGGGAUUCGCAAAAAGUGGUGUAUUUGCAGCAUGGAAUGUUUGACUCGUCACUCGGAUGGGUCUCAAAUGGUGUUGUAGGCUCGCAGGCGUUCGCUGCGUACGACCAUGGGUACGAUGUAUUUCUCGGCAACUUUCGGGGGCUAGUGUCCAGAGAGCAUGUAAAUAAGCAUAUUUCUUCCGAGAGAUAUUGGAGAUACUCAGUGAACGAGCACGCCACGCAGGACGUCCCUGCCAUGAUAAACAGAUUACACGAGCUCAAGACGUCCGAGCUGCAGGAACUAUCCGAAUCCCCUUCGUCCACUACCGAGGAGGAGAUGCCUUACACGCUGUGCGGGAUCUCUCACAGCUUAGGCGGUGCGGCCAUGCUCAUGUACGUCGUCACAGCUCGCCUCGAAGGCCGGCCGCAUCGACUCUCGAGGCUCAUCCUUCUCUCGCCGGCUGGAUUCCACGAGGACUCCCCCUGGCUUUUCUACAUCUUGCAGUACCUCAUUCCUCUGCUGGGUCCGGUGCUGCGGCCUCUCGUCCCUGGUAUCUACAUUCCAACGAAGUUCUUGCGGAUGGUUCUCAACAAGCUCGCCCGCGACUUUCAAAACUAUCCAGCUCUCGGCGGCCUCGUCCAGCUCCUCUGCGGCUCCGUCGUGGGUGGCGACAGCUCCAACUGGGUCGGAGCGCUGGGACAGACGCACUACAACAUGGACGACAUGCCCGGGGUGGCGUACAUGGUGGCGGAGCACAUGACACAGAUGCUGCGCGCCAAGAGGUUCAUCAUGUACGACUUUGGCAGCGUCGCGGCCAACACGGAGGCGUAUGGGACGCCGGAGCCGCUGGACGUGGCGGCCUUCUACGACGUGAUCGACAUCCCGGUGGACUUCGUGGCCGGGAAGAAGGACCGGCUCAUCCCGAGGAGCAUGGUGAGGAAGCACUACGAGACGCUCAAGGCCGCGGGGGGGCAGGCCUCGUACCAGGAGUACGAGUACGCGCACCUCGACUUUACGUUCGCGCACAGGGAGGAGCUGCUGGCUUACGUAAUGUCGCGGCUCCUGCUGGUAACUCCUCCGGAGAGGAAGCCAAAGGAGACGAGCAGGAGUAGCAGCGGCAAGAGAUCGAGCGCUCGCAGCAAGUCGAUGAGGAAGCUCAGCUCUGGAAGAUCGUCGCAGAAGAAGCAGCUCAAGGUCUCGGCGGAUGGAGAGGUGGUGACCAAGGAGAACGUCUCGGACAGGGAGCAGCGUCUCAACGGGCCGGGGCUGUUCAAGAUUUCUUCGCUGGGCGACCACGAUGGAUUCGAGCAGGAGGCGGUAGAGCAGCAGUCGAGAGGCCAGGCACAGAUCGUUGCGAGCGCAAAGGACGAUGAGCAGUCGAGAGGCCAGGCACAGAUCGUUGCGAGCGCAAAGGACGAUGAGCAGUUGAGAGGCCAGGCACAGAUCUUUGCGAGCGCAAAGGAUUGUCUCGAAGGCUUGAACGAUGAACAACUAGAGGAGCUGCAAGCUUCUUUGAUGAUCGAGAGAGCAGAGUGAGUGAUUCUUUUGUUCUUCUAGAUUUUGUGUGACUUCCAAAGGAGCGAUGGAAUUAAUUGUAUUUAUCAUGGUCUAGUA
Molecule: messenger RNA, 2759 nt
Organism: Selaginella moellendorffii
Lineage: Eukaryota; Viridiplantae; Streptophyta; Lycopodiopsida; Selaginellales; Selaginellaceae
Exons: 9
Coding region: 225-2681 (818 amino acids)
Biological process (GO): lipid metabolic process
Source: RefSeq, a predicted model, not a curated record